UGCACAAUUUCUCUCAUAGCUUCUCUUAAUUUCAUCAAGAGGUACACUCCCCUUUGCUAAUUAUUUCAGUUCUCAACGGGUAGUUCCUAGAUCUGAGGAUAUGAGUCCUCAAAACUUGGGCUACCUUGUUGGUAUUCAAGGCAUAGAUGAAAAGAUGGAGGAGGAACUGGUGCUGAUGCCAAAAAACCAAGAGGCGUUGCUGAAUCUCGAGGAGACAUGCAAAGCCAUUUCGAAUUCGAGACCAAUGCAAGAACAUGUCGGCCCUCCUGUAAGAAAGUCUCGCAGUGCAGAUUUUGGUGCAAGUAAAAUAGGAUAUGAUGAACAUGGUAUUGGUAUCAAAUUAAAGAGAGAGAAUAAUUUUAACAGAAAAGUGGAAUCAGCAAGAGGUAAUUUCAGUAGGAUGCGUGCAAGGAGUGCACAAUUCUCAGUUGAUAUCAAUGGACUAGUCCAUCACUGCUCUGGAAGCUUAAAGGAAAUUGAGCAUGUCAUUUGUAGGACUCCUAGUACUGACUUUGGCUUAUUGAAUCCGAUUGCUGGUCCUAUCUUUCCUUCACCCAACUUACUAGAGCUUUCAAGAAAGAACCCUUAUAAAGAUGAGGCAGUGGAUGAGUCACCUAUCUCUUACAAGAAAGGGUUGGUUCCUGAAAUCUGGGAACAAAUGCAGAUGGAGCCCACUUUGCCCAUAUACCUCAAGUUUUCAGAUGUCAGUUACCAGAUAUUGGUGAAGGUUGGAAAGUCCCCAUCCGCCACAAAAUACAUUCUCAAAGGGGUCACUGGCUCCGUUUUCCCAGGCGAGGUACUGGCUCUCAUGGGACCAUCAGGAGGUGGUAAAACAACUUUGCUGAACCUGCUCAGUGGUAGGGUUAAUAUUAAGGGCCAUGGUGGUAUCAUCACUUACAAUGACCAACCAUACUCCAAAUGGCUCAAAAAAAGGAUUGGUUUUGUGCUGCAAGAUGAUGUCGUGUUUCCGCACCUAACAGUGAGAGAAACCUUAACAUAUGCUGCUCUUCUCCGUCUUCCAAAGACAUUAACAAAACAGCAGAAGGAAGAGAGGGCUAUGAAUGUCAUAUCUGAACUUGGACUAGAAAGUUGCCAAGAUAUGAUAAUAGGGGGACCUUUGGUGAGAGGAAUUUCUGGUGGUGAGAGGAAAAGAGUCUGUAUUGGAAAUGAAAUCCUACUUGAUCCUUCACUUAUUUUCCUAGAUGAACCAACAUCUGGUCUUGAUUCCACAACAGCUCUCCGAAUUACUCAGAUGCUACACAAAAUGGCUCAUGCUGGAAAGACAGUGGUUACUACAAUACACCAACCAUCAAGCAGACUGUUCAAUAAGUUUGACAAGCUAAUUCUCUUAGGCAAAGGCAGUUCCUUCUAUUUUGGAAAAGCAUCAGAAGCAAUGCUGUACUUUUCCUCAAUUGGUUGCUCACCCCUCAUAGCGAUGAACCCGGCAGAGUUUCUUAUUGAUCUAGCCAAUGGUAACAUGAAUGACAAAUCAAUACCAUCAGAGUUAAAGGAUACGUUUUUACAUGGAAGUCAAGAAUUCAAACACCAAGAACAAAGACCAUCUCCUGUGGACAUCCAUGAAUAUUUAUUGGAUUCCUAUGAAACCAGAGUUGCACAGAUAGAGAAGCAGAAGCUUCUAAGACCAGUGCCAAUUGACACUAUAAGGGACAUGCAAGUAGGUUCGAGCUUGAAAAAUUCCGGAGCAACUUGGUGGCAGCAGUACUACAUCCUCUUCUGGAGAGGCUUGAAACAGAGGUGCCAUGAUUACUUAUGCUGGAUUCGAGUAACCCAAGUCUUAGCAACUGCAGUAAUAGUUGGACUGCUAUGGUGGCGGCCUGAUGCUUCGACUCCAAAGAAGAUUCAAGAUCAGGCAGGAGUGCUGUUCUUCAUUUCUGUAUUUUGGGGCUUUUUUCCAGUAUUCACAGCGAUCUUUACAUUUUCCCAAGAACGAGCACUGCUUGUCAAAGAGAUGUCUGUAAACAUGUACAAGCUCAGCGCAUACUUCAUGGCUAGAAACAUGAGUGAUCUACCACUGGAUCUCAUCUUGCCUAUAAUGUUCUUGCUGAUUGUCUACUUCAUGGUGGGCUUGAAACCUGACUUCACGGUGUUUUUACUAAGUAUGCUGACAAUAGUUCUAAGCAUUAUAGCUGCUCAGGGCUUGGGACUAGCAAUUGGUGCAGCACUUAUGGAUGUAAAGAAAGCAACAACACUAGCUUCUGUGAUCAUUAUGACAUUCAUGUUAGCUGGUGGGUUUUUUGUGCAGAGGGUUCCAUUCUUCAUGUCAUGGAUUCGCUACCUGUCUUUUAACUACCAUACAUAUAGAUUGCUUCUCAAGAUUCAGUAUAGUUGCUCUAGUCUUGACAAUUCUGGAAAUAGUCCCUGCAACUCGACUUUUAUUAAAGGACUUCGACUGCAUAAUGGAGGAAUGGAAGCAGGAGCCAUGAUAGCUAUGAUCUUUGGAUAUCGACUAUUGGCUUAUAUUUUCCUCAAGAAGAUGAGGCUUAGAAGUGCAUCUUGCCUCUGAACAUCAUGGAACAAGAUGGCGUCUAUUGGAUUCAUUUGAAUCAGGAGGAACCCCAAGCAGUUGUCACUUUGAUGGGCAAGAUUAGUACAAAUAUUUGAUCUACUUUGAUGUGAGAAGUAGACAAAGUUUAGAAGAAAGGAUGCCCUGCUGGUUUAUGUAAGAUGAUGUCAAGACCAAUUCCAUGUAUGAAAGGUUGUAAUUCCUAAUGUUAUUCAUCUGUUAGGAUGGUUAUGUAGUAAAGAGAUGAUUUCUAAGGGUUACACCUAUGUUCUUUUCGUCUUUCGAGUCAUGAUAAAAUACUCAUCAUAUUUUAUUGCAAUUAAUAAGUCAAUUGCAACCGAUCA
Molecule: messenger RNA, 2868 nt
Organism: Elaeis guineensis (African oil palm)
Lineage: Eukaryota; Viridiplantae; Streptophyta; Magnoliopsida; Arecales; Arecaceae
Product: ABC transporter G family member 22
Biological process (GO): transmembrane transport
Cellular component (GO): membrane
Molecular function (GO): ABC-type transporter activity; ATP hydrolysis activity; ATP binding
Source: RefSeq, a predicted model, not a curated record